AUGGACGCCCCGACGACCGCCGAUGAUUUUUUGGUGCUGAUCGUGGACACGGAGACGACGGGCCUGAGCGUGGCGACGGGCGAGCUGAUCGAAGUCGGCGCCAUCCUGUACUCCGUGCGCAGCCGCUGCGUGCUGAGCCAAGUGUCCACGCUGCUGCCCCCCCGGAGGGGCGCCAACGACGCCAGCGCCAUCAACCAGAUACCCGUGGCUGCGGCGCUGUCGGUGGGGAAGAAGCACGCGGACAUCGUGUGCGAGAUGAUCUGCGCGUGGGCGGCAGGCGCCAAGUUCGUGGUGUCGCACAACGUGGACUUCGACAGGGGUUUCAUCGCGGAGCACCGGGGCCUGGCCAGCCUGGCGCAGAAGGUCUGGUUGUGCACGUGUUAUGACUUCCAAUGGCCAAAGCAGCACCGCCCGGCCAUGAAUCUCGUCCAUCUGGCACUGGCACACGGGAUAGGCGUCACCUGCGCGCACAGGGCACUCAGCGACUGCCAGCUCAUUGCAUCACUGUUCAGCGCAGUUGAAGACCUUCCUGGCCUCAUCUCAAAAGCCGCCAGACCCAAGUGCCGUGUUGUUGCACUUGUGGACUAUGCUGAGCGCGAGAAGGCCAAGGAGGCAGGCUUCAGGUGGGAUGCCACGUCCAGGACUUGGUCACGUUGGCUGGCCAUAGACAACCUCCCCAAGCUGCCCUUCAUGUACACCAUGACAGAGGUCGAUCCUAGGGGAAAUGAGUCCAUCAUGUGGGUGCGGCUGUGGCAGUUGUACAUCUGCCGGAGGAUGGGGGAAUGCAACAACAGGGAGAAAGGCCAGUGCAGGGACCAUGUUGCUCAGGAGGAGCAGCAGCAGCUGCAGGAAAUCGGCCAACGGGCCUGGAAGUCUGUCAAGAUGGUGCCCUCGUUGAGGAGUGCCAUUAGGCAGCUGUGGGCAGACUCUAAGAGUGGUAGCAUAGAGCCGGUCGGCCUGACAGAGACGAUGGGCCCGCUGGAGAUGUGGUCGCGGUACAGCAUGCCUGCUGCACAGCCAAGCAUGGAUUCCUGCCAGAUCAGUGCUGCCAGUAGUGACCAGGAGUCGGUGUGUGCCUGUGCCCCAGGCUCGCCAGAGAAUCAGGCGACUGUUCUCAUGGGUUUGCACACAUUCAAGGGCAAUGACAAGAUGUUGGCUGGGCACACAGAAGAGCAGAUGGCCCAGCUCGAGAGUGAGCAUUCAGAUGUGGUGGCUGCCUUGGAGAGCCAGGUCGCCAACCUGGUUGUUGCUGAUGGUGGGGAAGACGUGAAGUGCAGGAAGCAGAGGCUCAGAAAACGCCAAACAAUAGCAGCAUAG
Ostreobium quekettii is the source of this 1317-nucleotide messenger RNA. The record is from the annotation of a GenBank genome assembly. Lineage: Eukaryota; Viridiplantae; Chlorophyta; Ulvophyceae; Bryopsidales; Ostreobiaceae.